Messenger RNA from Asterias rubens (European starfish), 2750 nucleotides. RefSeq lists its product as uncharacterized. NCBI's taxonomy places the organism in Eukaryota, Metazoa, Echinodermata, Asteroidea, Forcipulatida, Asteriidae. The record is from RefSeq and is a predicted model, not a curated record. The transcript has 13 exons. Bases 417 to 2750 code for a protein of 777 amino acids.
GCGGGACCACUUUAGAUCACUGUGGAAAUCCUGUGUGUCGGCGGCGACCGAGACAUGACACAUGGUUUUAGCGUUGAUCAAAAGUCACAGAGCUCCCCCACUACUUCGAUGUUUACAUUGGCUUGGCUACACGUACGUUUGAUGGUUGACCACAGAGCUAGAGAGGGAAAGGUUUCGACACGGAGUUAAUGACGGUGAUUUCUACCUCAAGCGAUUUGAUUUGAACCGAGGCAGAACUUUCCUUCAUGGGCAGAAAACGCAAGCAAACAAGAGAGGGACGCUUCUUAAUGUGAUUUGAAAGACAACUGUUAGGAACUGAACACCAACUGAGAGGAGUUAAUUGAUUGAGACUGUAAGAUGAGACAGAGAAUGUUGUGAUUGCACAAGAGGAGAGCCGGCUCAGGUAGAAUCUCAAAAUGAAUGGUUCAUGGAGUGACGCAUCGGAUCGAAGCGGGGAACUAGACCUCGUCAAUCCAGGAUCGCAGUCUGAAGCCUCGGGGGAAGAGUUUGAAAGUUCCGACGAAGCAGACAAUGACGAAGGAGAGGAAUUAGACCAGGCUGAAAACAGAAACGAGCAGAACUUUAUCCAGCGUCAGGUUCAGUCAGCGGAGGAAGCUGACCAUAACAUCGAGGUGGAGGAUGAUGGAGAGGCUCUGGAUAACUCCGGUGACACCCUAGUGUCUCUUGAUGAGGACCUGGCUGGGGUGGACGGUAGCAAGCCGAGCCACGGGGUCAUAAAUAUGCACCAUGUGGAUAUGAUACUGGAUAACAUUGAUGCUGAGCUACACAAUAUUAUUAAUAGGAGCAGAACAAGUGAGGCCAGUGAACAUAGCUUCCAGUCUGGCCAACCAAGAACUCAACAGACAUUGGGUCAGGAAAUACAUACGCCAGGAAGUCUGUCUGAGGAAUCAAAUGACGAUACAACGGCUGAUGAAGAAGAGCAUGAUGACAAUGGGUUCGACACCGGUUUAGGAACAAGCAGCCUUCCGAGAGACUCUAGCCUAGUACCCAGAAUGGACCACACCCACCAGGGUAAUGGGAUAGUCCAGAUGAAUGGCGGAGUGGCCAAAAACUCAAGAGAUAAAAAAAGGCUGAGCAACAAACGAAAUCAAAGAGACCCCCUUAGGAAACCUAUAUUGGAGUUGAGUGAUGUUGACUCUAUCUGCUCCGAGGACAUCAGGAUCAGAAUGGAGGAGACGCUAAACCUACAAGAUUCAGACACCAACACACUGCAUACCCACAAUCCUUCAUUUACCCAUGAUGCACCGUCACAGUACAGUACUCCGCGUUACUCCGCACACAGUCCGCACCACGAAACACCACAGGGGGAACAGACUGAGACGACCAGUGACCAGGAGUCGCAGGUUGCCGAUAAAGAAGACAGUGAUCGUGAGGAGAUCACAUCCAGAAUCAAGGAAAUAGUUUCCAUGGCAUUAUCGGAAUCUGCAAGCGCAGGUUCCUCCUCUGACUCAACCCAAGUUCUGGGUCAUUAUCACCACCAAAGAUCGAAGGAAUUAAGAAACUCAAAUGUCAAAACAGCGUCAUCAUCGGCGGCACCAACAAGCCGAUCUUUUCAGGAGCACCGGCGGGCCGGGCGAGGUUGUGACAUGGACUCCAUCGCAACGGAGGAUUUUGAGCACAUCUUCCAGACAAGUAUUAUCCGACCACAAUCGUCUUCCAGUAAUAAUAUAAGACUCUCCCCAAAGAAACACGCAGCUGCCGAGAAACCAUCACAUCCUGUCGGGACUUUGAAGUCGUCUCUGCCUCUGAAGGACACCGAUCGACUCAUGGUGCCCGGGCACGGAAAGCGUGGUAAAUCACGACAUCGUAAGAAGCGGACGGCUACCGUGCCGACAUCCAAACCGAGCGGUCUUCCAGAGUAUAUGUACCUGCGCAAGGAGGUUACCGAGAGUGACCUCGGGUCAGAUUCAAUUAAGACUGAGGAAUAUGAGGGUCAUUUUGAGGUUGCUAAGGUGAUUGAUUAUCACUCCACCCCUAAAUAUGCAAAAGAGAGUAAACUUCCAAAGAGGUUGCGUCGUCACAACGUCCAGAGCGACCCGGAGUCCAUCCAGACAGAGGAGUACGAGCAGCGCUUCCGCUCCUUGAUGGUCAAGCACGUGGCCGGAGUACUGGUCAAGAGCUUUGACCAGGUGUCCAUCCAGAGUGACCUGGAGUCUGUAGAGACAGGAAUGGUGCAUCAGAAAUUCCAGGAGGCACUACAGAAAGGUCCAGAAGUGAAAGUUUUUGAUGAGUAUGGUGACCGGAGCGAUACGGAUCCAAUGCAGAUGGAGGAACUGGAGCAGAAAUUCCAAGCAGUACUUAAGCAGAAGAAAAAGGACAAAAAAAGAUACACACAACGAGACACUGAUGAGGGUGGAACUAGUGAUGUGGAUAGUGUUCGGGCGAUACCAUCAAAGUCUGAAACUGGUAGUCCGCCAAAUAGACAAGGAACAAACGGACGCAAACAAGCACAGAGGCUGCUCAAUGGUGGGCGGCAAACGCAUCACUCCCGGGACCCAUCUCCCCGCUCAAGUGCCUACAGCUCAAGCCGGUCAUCCCCAAGAGUCUCAAGUACCCCUGCCCGGCCUCAGCCAUCGACCAGUAGCCCCUGGGGCACCCCACGAGACAUCAGCCCAAGUCCGCCCCAGCAGAGCCCCACCUUACAGCAGGGCGUGCAUCCACAGUUUGCAUUCGCUCCACAGCUACAGGGGAAGCCGUGUGGGAACCACGAGAAGGCUGCUCAGAGGUAA